Messenger RNA from Amyelois transitella, 4818 nucleotides. RefSeq lists its product as uncharacterized. The transcript is spliced from 13 exons. The coding region runs from base 195 to 4757 and encodes 1520 amino acids. The record is from RefSeq and is a predicted model, not a curated record. NCBI's taxonomy places the organism in Eukaryota, Metazoa, Arthropoda, Insecta, Lepidoptera, Pyralidae.
UUAGUCAAACGUUACAAAUACUUGAAAAAAUAAUUACGAUCCUAAAGUAAGAGGAAUCCUUGAAAAUGUACUUUGUUAUAACCUGCCAACACUUUCAAUUGCAGAGAAGAAGAUAAGUAGUUCUUCAGCCUAUUUCGGGGGUUUCUGUAUGCUGUAAAUCCUGGAUAUCAUAAAGUACUUUAAUUUUCAUAAAAAUGCCUGAUAUACCCGAAUGUUUGGAAAGGCGUUACCAAGCGCUGGACAGUCUAAUUGAAGAGUUGUCUGCCAGAAGAUUGGCUCGGGAGUCUGAUGCCAGCUGCUCGAAGCAAAACGAGAAUGCAGCUAUCAAACUUAUGUGUGAAUUCUGGGAUAUUCUCAAGGAUGAUCCAGAUUGUAAUUUGAAGAAAGAAGUAGAAGAACGGAUGGGUCUGCAGGGACCGUCUCCUAAACAUAGUUCGUUUGGACCCCACAGAGUAACCUGCUACAUGUCGGAUAGAAUGGACAAGAACGAAAAUGAUAGGAAAAAGGAAGCGUUGGAGAAUGUGAGGGAUGGAUGCUGUAAGCAGUCACAGGAGUCAAAGCCACGGCAAAAGGAGGGAUGCUGUUCAUCCAGGUCAUUGUCGAAGAAUAACAGUGACGUGUUGCCACUCAGCAAAGUACUGUGCAGUUUGAAGGAUGCUGCAUCGUUUGAUAAAAAAUGCAAUGAAAGGGUAAGCGAUUUGAUGGCAGCUCAGAAGCGAUUGCAAGAGCAAAUCCAGCAUUUGGAGCAUAGAGAGAAGGAAGGCACCAAGCUGCUAAAGCAGGCUGAUUGUAUGUGGGCUUGUAUGGAGGAGUCUUAUAAAAAGAAAGUGGCGGAAUCUCUAGACCGCCAGAAGAAACUCAUGAAAGACCUGAAAUUAGCAGAAGCUGAAGUAGCUAAAUGGCGUAAAAGUAAAAAAGAGUUGGAAUUCCAAUUGAAUAAUGUUAAUAAAUGUAAACAAGAAAUUACGGAAAAUACUCAUCAGAAGAAAAACGAUAUCAAAAACAUGAAGACAGAAAUAGCAGAUUUUAAGAAACGUAUUGAAAAUGGCGCUAAAGACAAAGAUGCGGCACAUAAAUCGUUAAGUACCAAGAAACAAGCUUCAGAUAAAAUUGUAGCUGGUAUAAAUAAUGAAAUAAUGAAUGCACAAAAGACAUUAUCUGAAGAAAAGAAUCACAAAUAUCAAAAAGAAUUAGAAGGAAAUAAUUACAUAAAAGAAGCCAGAGAAGACUUGCAGAAAAUAUGCCGAGUGUUGCUACAAAAGAAAUUAGAGAAUGAAGAUUUAAAAGCAGAGAAAGAAGCUUUACUUCUUGAAAUUGAAAUGUUACGCCAAACUUGUGACCAGUGUCAAGAUAAAUGUAAAAAGAAACAAGUCAAUAUCAACGAUGAAAUACUAAAAGUGGAGAAAGAGAUUGCAAAUUUCAAAGUGAGGUGUAUAAGAUGCCAUGAAUGUGUUGACACAUCGGAUGUCAGAAAAUUCUGUACUGAUUGUCCUCGUUGUCUUGAAGAAAGGGAUUGCAUCAUAGAAGGCGAACAGUGCAGUGCAGAUCCUACGAAUGUAUGCGUCUGUAUGUCUGUAAAACAGAAAUUUAUGGACAAUGUUUUUGAAAACAUGUAUACGGUAUUGGAAAGACAAGUUAAGACAUGUCAGGGUAAGAGUUUGGCAGAAACAGUAAUGCAGUGUCUGAGAAAGAGUAGAAAUGGUAAGAUAGAUGACGAAACUAGGAAAAUUCUCCAAGAAUUUAUUUUAACUGUGGUCAAGAAGAAUUUGAAUUUAACAAUUAUUGGUGGCGCUGUGAAAACGAGAUGUGAGAUGGAACCGGAAACCUACAAACAAUUAUUGCUUUGUUUGAAACAAGUUAAAGUGUCACGCCCGCCGAAAGUCGAUAAAGGAACCAUUGCCAAAAAGGAUCCUUGCACUCGAUGGGGUGGUGCAAGUGAAUGUAACUGUCCAGGAGGUCCCAAGGUAUGUGUGUGUACUAAGAAAGCACCACCACCUCCUAAAGACCCUACACCUUGUCCAGAAGAUCCUGAAGAUAAAGAAGAUAAUGCAAAAAGAGAAAAAAUAAUAUGCCCACACAAACAGAAUGUAACAUGUGGUACUGAUUGUGCAAUGCGUGGUGUGGAUAGCUUAGUUGGAACAGAAGUAGCACCAUGGACACCAGAACCCUGUCGGGAAAAAUCAUGCCCCUUCUCGAAGAACAUGAGAGCUGCGCAAUGUGUUCUUGGUCCUGAAAGACUCUCAGAUCUGGGAAAAGUUAGACCAUUUCUUUCAAAAUCAGAUUUCCAGGAAAAUGCUUUAGGAAUAGAAAUUACACAAACUGAAGCAGUUAGAAUCAAAAAUAAAUCAGAAGCAUCUACUAUAACUUGUAAAAAUGUUUGCCAAGGAAUUGGAACCAAACGAGAUUUAAUUAAAAAGGAAGGUUUAAAAUUAAUCUCCGUUAGAUCCGAAAAAACGACAAAAGAAAAGGAUGUUUUACUGAAAAAGAUAUAUGAAACAGAUGAUAGUAAAACUAACAGUUGUUCUUGUGAAACAACAAGUCCGUUAGCGACAUGGAAAAUUUCAAUCGUAAACGAGAACGGGGAUAUUGUGGAUUACUGUACUGAAUUAGUAUCGACAUCGACUGGGGAGCUAGGGAUAGAACUGGAUGAUAACUUUUUUCAUUUAAUAGAAAGAAAAAUUAGUAAAAACCCAAAAAGUUCUGAAGGAGUUUUAGUAAAAGAUAAAGCAGGAUAUUAUACGUUAGACUUUAAUCCUAAAAACAUAUCAGAUAAUGACUUAAAAAUAAAAAUCAAAAGGACUCCUAUGGGUUCAAUGUCACUAGUUGUAAAUAAAAACUUUAUUGAACAUAUCAAAUCACAUGGAUUUAAACCGGAUGGAAAUAGGUCUAUUGAGGUACUAAAUAAAAAAAAUAUAAUUUUAAAUAAAAACGAAACCCCAGCCGAAUUGCAAAGCAAAGAGAAAAGUAAAUCAGAAAACGACAUUAUGAAACGUCUAGAACAUAUUUGUGCAGAAAGAAUAAAUGGUAUAACUUUAAAAAUUGUUGGGAAUAAUGGAAAUUUUGAAUACGUAAAUGCAAAGAUUUUAAGAACUCCUUCUAACAGAAUCGCUAUAGAGGUGGAUAAAAUAAAAAUAAUAGAGGAAAAUCUUAAUGAAGAAAAUAUUGGCUCACUUCAUUUAUCUCAUUCGGAGACAUUUUUACUCGACUUUACUAAAGCUAAUGCUGAUAAGCCUCAAAAUAUUCUAAUAAAAGAAAGUUCUAAUAAUAUUCAGUUGAUAAUUAAAGAUAAAUUAAUGGCAAAUAAACCCCACGUAAAUGGUUUAAACGAUUACUUUAAGAUUAAGGUAAAAGGAGCAAAUAAUGAUAUAAUUAGUCCUCCGGCAGUCUUGAGUUUGACAAAAUCUGAAAAUUAUUUAGUUAUUGUUGAUAAAGAAUUUGAGCGAAAGUACAAAGAAACACUUAAAGAUAUCACUCAAGAUAAUAUUUUAGGAUCAGGGAAAUUGUCGAAAACACCAUCCGGUCACUACAUUAUAAACCUUAAUGAUGAAGAUGAAAAAUAUUGUAAUGCAUACUUAGUAAAGUCAUUCUCAGGAAACAUUAAAAUAGUUGUCAGUGGUCCAGCCUUUGACUCAAUAAAACGUUCAUCAUCUAGAAAUGAUUCUAUUUCUUCUGCAAAACUACUAGAGUUGUUAAAAAAACAUCCAAGAAAUCACAAAAAAUUUAAUAAAAAUCAAAAUCAAGGAAAAUUUUCACAAAUUAGAUCAAAUAGUGAAUCUUCUAUAUUUAAUAAAUCUAGAAUAGAAAACCAUGAAAGUUUUGUUAUGGAGUCAGGAUCAUUAAAGAAAACAAGUUCUGGCCGGCUCUCCGUGGUAUUAAGCAAAGAAUCAAAGAAAACAUUUAUAAAUAGCCUAGGGACUUACAUAAAGAGAAACUCAAAUAGUUUGAUACCUAUUAAAAGAACGGAGUCCGGUGGAAUCACUAUAAUAUUAAACGGACAAGAUAAUCACAAAGGUCAAUACGGAUCUCUAAAAAUAAGUCCAUCAGGAAAUAUUUAUGUGGUCAUAGAUGAUAAAAACAAGGUAAAUAAUACGAAAACAAAAUUAGUAGAAACAGUUUCAUCAGGGCCUGUCAUAGAAACCGUUCAAAAUCCUUCUAAUAAAGCAGUGUCGACAACAUGCCAAGCUAAUCCCUUUGAUGACUGUUGUAAUUUUUCCAAAUGUAUUUGUGGGGAACUGCAAAAUAUGAAGAGCGACUGGUAUACCACAGAUGUGGUCACUGAUAAUGUAAGUUGCCUAGUUAAUGUGAACAAACAAGAGGAAGGUACGGUUUGUAAGAUGGAUAACUGUUUAAAUAAAAGAGUGGAUUUUGAUGCGAAUGUAAAAGAAAAUUGUAGUGAUAAAUCAAUGCCUCAUUUAAUUAUUAAACCUUGUGACGAUUGUUAUAAGCGACGCAAGUUUAACAAUAUUGUUAAUAGUAAUCAAAGAAGUAAACAAUGUUUUUAUGUUAUUGAUUAUGAAUGUCCAUUCCAUAAGGAUAGGUAUAAUACAGUAUCUAAUGAGUUGCUUGAAAUAUCAGGAUUGUGCAAUAAGAAUGUGGAUUUAGUUCCAUCACUGGAAACAAUUGAAACUCAAAAGUUGACUGAAAUAGUAUCUUGGGUAGCAGUUGACGACAAUACAACAAAAAAGCCUGAAUUCGAUUAUUUAGAUGCAAUGCCACCACAGUUGCCUUCCUUUUUGAGAGAUUUUUCUAUUUCCUAAAUCUGUUUGUCAUGAUCGCGUGUACCAUAUUUAAAAAAUAUACGUCAAUUGUUUACUAUGA